GAUUAUAGAUUCAGAAUUGGAAUAUGCUGUGUCACUGCGAUGUUUAAUUUCGUCUUUGUUGUCUUUAAUUGAAGCACUAAGUAGAAAUAUAUAUCAUUGCAGGAAACAAAAGUAACAUAGUACAUCUUUUUUCUCAUAGCAAAAGAGGAAAUUACAGAAGUCUUCGUCCAAAAAGAGGCUCUUGUUUGCAAGUUUGUUUAAUUAUCCAUCAAUAGAUUCUGAACUAAUAUACACCAAAGCACUUGGGACGUAUAAUGGCUCAACUGAAUAGCUUCCAAUCAAGGGUACCAACCAAGAGGACAGGUACAUUUGAUACAACUUCGUUUUCCAUAGGCAGUACUAGAAUCUCACAAGACAAUUGAAGCCAUAGAGAAAUUAAAAAUGUCAGGGGUAUCAUUAGCUGUGGCUCCUCGUUCAGAGCCAGAUCAUGAGACAACAUCUUCCUCGACAAAACCUCAGCAAAUUAAAGAACGAAAUCCGCAGCAACAAGCUGUGGGUGUAAUGGGAUCACUUCGUGUAAUUGAGCUGCAAUUAGUCGCUUUCAUUAUGGUUUUCUCUGCCAGUGGUUUAGUACCUUUACUUGAUCUGAUUUUCCCAGCUCUUGCAUCUGCAUAUCUUUUACUUCUUUCACGAUUCGCCUUUCCAUCUCUAGGCAGAAGUUCAACUUCUCAGGAGAUAUUUCAGGGCACUAAAUUUUUUCGUCUUUAUAUGGUUGCUGGCACUACUGUUGGAUUGUUCUUGCCAUUGGCCUAUGUUUUGGGUGGAUUUGCAAGGGGAGAUGAGCAUGCGGUCCACUCUGCUACGCCUCAUUUGUUCUUGCUCUCUUUUCAAAUUCUAACUGAGAAUAUUAUUAGUGGAUUGUCCCUCUUUUCUCCUCCCGUUAGAGCGCUUGUUCCGCUUCUUUAUACAGUUCGGAGGAUCUUUGUCUUAAUUGAUUGGAUAAAACAUGUGUGGAUCAACAAGACUUUGCCCGCCAACGCACAAUUCAAGGAUGUCGCAUGGUAUUGGUUUGGGAAGGGGCUGGCAGUGGCUAAUCUGGUGUACUUUUCAGUCAACCUGUUUGGUUUCUUGAUUCCGCAGUUUCUGCCACGGGCUUUCGAGAAGUACUUCAGGGACAGGAAUGAGGUUCACACUAAGUUAGCUGAAGAUAAGCAAUCCCAAGCUAUGAACAGAGCAAAACAUACAGAUAAAAAGGCAGAUUAGCCAAAACGUGCAAUGUUUUUGAUUUCAUUAGUAUCUGGUUAAUAGACUCUUUUUAUUUUCAAUUUCUGUUUGUGUUGUGCUAUAUUUUAGUGAUGCACGGAAAGCGUUUUUGUUUGAUGCUCAUUUGAUGUUAAUAUCAUGAUCCGAAGAGAAUGCAUGAAUUA
Messenger RNA from Nicotiana attenuata, 1367 nucleotides. RefSeq lists its product as uncharacterized. Bases 382 to 1203 code for a protein of 273 amino acids. Lineage: Eukaryota; Viridiplantae; Streptophyta; Magnoliopsida; Solanales; Solanaceae. The record is from RefSeq and is a predicted model, not a curated record. The transcript has 3 exons.